AUGCAGGCACAGGGCAAGGAAAUCACCGCCGAUGUCGCGCACCUCGAGGGCGCCAGCGACGUCGACGCGCCCAAGUCGGUCCCCCACGGGCAGGACAAGGCCGCGCUCUUCCUGCAGCAGGCCGGCCACCAGGUGCUGGUGACGCCGGCGGACGACCGGCGGGUGCUGCGGCGGAUUGACCUGCGGCUGCUGCCGAUCCUGCUGUUCGUGUACUGCCUGCAGUCGCUCGACAAGACGACGCUGUCGUACGCGUCCGUGUUUGGGCUGCUCGCGGACACGGGCCUGCAGGGGGACGAGUUCUCGUGGCUCGGGUCCGUCGUGUACGUCGCGCAGCUCGUGUUCCAGCCCGUCGUGGCGUACAGCCUCGUCCGGUUCCCGCUGGGCCGGUUCAUCUCCGUCAUGGUGUUUUGCUGGGGCGCCGUGCUGUGCGGCAUGACGGCCGCGCACAGCUUUGGCGGGUUGAUGGCGGCGCGCCUGCUGCUCGGUGCCUUUGAGGCGUCGGUUGCGCCGACGUUCAUCGCCGUCGUGCAGAUGUGGUAUCGCCGUCGCGAGCAGACGACACGCAACGCGGCGUGGUAUGCCAUGCUCGGUAUUGUCAAUAUGCUCGGCAGUCUGUUGGCUUAUGGACUCGGCCACAUUAAUUCGCACCUCCACUCGUACCAAAUCAUCUUUCUUUUCUGCGGGUGCAUCACAGUGGCCUUUUCCGUCGUCAUGAUCUUCUUUAUGCCUGAUUCUCCCAUGACGGCAAAGUUUCUCAAAUACGAGGACAAGCUGAUCGCUAUUGAACGGCUUCGGAUGAACCAGAUGGGCAUUGGCUCUGGUGUCUGGAAGUGGGACCAUGUACUGGAGGCUUUCAUGGAUUUGAAGACAUAUCUAUGGUUCUCCUUGAUGCUUGUCAUCUCGAUCCCAAGCGGUGGCAUUUCGACUUUUGGCCCCCUCAUCAUUGAGUCGUUUGGCUUCGACAAAUUCACCACGAUUCUUUUCAACAUUCCCUUUGGCGCGGUGCAAAUGAUUUCGACUCUUGGCGGCGCCUGGCUCUCCAAUCGCCUCGGCGUCAAGUCCGUUGUGCUGCUCCUCCUCUGCCUCCCACCCAUCGCCGGUUGCGUCAUUCUUCUCAUCGUCGGCCGCGCCGCGAGCAACCGCGCCGUCUUGCUCGUCGGCUACUACAUCAUCUCCGUGUAUCCCGGCAUCUCGCCGCUCAUCUACUCGUGGUCCGGGCAGAACACGGCCGGCGACACCAAACGCAAGGUGACCACGGCCAUGCUCUUCAUCGGUGCGAGCGUCGGAAACAUCAUCGGCCCCCUCUUGUUCAAGCCGAGCGAGAAGCCGCGCUAUAGCAGAGGCUUGCGCGUCAAUCUGGCGCUCUUCAUCGUCUUGGCGGUGCUCAUCGUCGCCGGCACGCUUCUCCUCCGCAUCCUCAACAUGCGCCAGGCGAAGCGGAGAGUGGCUCUGAACAAGUCUGCGCACAUCACGGACAAGAGUAUGAUGAGCCAUGACAAGAAUAACGACCCGGACGAGGUGCUCAACCAGACCGAGGAUAAUAUAGGCGAGCACGCCUUCGAGGAUGUUACCGACUUGAAGAAUGAGGAUUUCAUCUAUGUGUAUUAG
This is a messenger RNA of Cordyceps militaris CM01, 1608 nucleotides long. RefSeq names its product allantoate permease. Gene Ontology annotation, biological process: transmembrane transport. Gene Ontology annotation, cellular component: membrane. The coding region runs from base 1 to 1608 and encodes 535 amino acids. The transcript is spliced from 4 exons. The record is from RefSeq and is a predicted model, not a curated record. Lineage: Eukaryota; Fungi; Ascomycota; Sordariomycetes; Hypocreales; Cordycipitaceae. Gene Ontology annotation, molecular function: transmembrane transporter activity.